Messenger RNA from Dicrocoelium dendriticum, 360 nucleotides. Lineage: Eukaryota; Metazoa; Platyhelminthes; Trematoda; Plagiorchiida; Dicrocoeliidae. The record is from the annotation of a GenBank genome assembly.
CAUGAACUAAGCGAUGCAAGAAUUCGUAAUCUUUCUCAUCGUGAGUUUUAUCACGAAUACUUCACAACGGAAUAUGGAGUCAGCGCAGGCUUAUUAUGGGUCAUCCGGAGAUCGCAUCAGAGGAGAUGUAUGCCGCGAACUUAUCAUCAGGACGCAUGGCAUAUGCGCUCUGGAUAAGCUUCCGGUUUUCGAGGACUACCUGCCAGGGGAAAUGCACUUUCCGUUCGGGCACAAGUUGUAUGAUCUUGCCCCCAAUGUGGCUAAUGCAUAAAUUAUCUCCCCCGUUCGCUUACUACACCAACUGCACAGUGGCUGCCCCAGUCCGUUGUACUGUCGAUGCACAUACUGACUACGUUCUGG